AUGGCUGAAAAUUAUUUGGUCAUCUGGGUCGAUGGAAAUAUCGACAUGGCAAAUCAAGAUUGCCAAAAUACAAUGGAACAAUUACGUGCUGUCGUUAACCAAGUCAAGCCAUGUGAGACAGCUGAACAAUGUAUACAACAGCUCACAGAAAAUCAAGAGGAUAUCUCAAUUGUUAUCUAUUCCGAUGCACUUGGACAACAUUUGGUACCAGACAUUCAUGAUAUGGCAAAAUUAAAUGCCAUUUUUAUAUUUUGUAGCAAUAAACAACGGCAUCAAGUAUGGGCCCAAAAUUGGACAAAACUCAAAGGUGUUCACACGUCCAUCAAACAUAUUUGUGAACAAUUGGCAACGUCUAUCAAACAAUGCAAUCAAGAUCAUAUGUCGGUGAGCAUUGUUAGUGUGAAUGCAGGAGGUUCUAGCAAGAAUCUAGAUCAGCUAGAACCUUCUUUUAUGUAUUCGCAAAUAUUCAAGGAAAUACUCCUUGAAAUCGAACAUCAACAAGCCGUCCAACAUUUGGUCACGUACUGUCAACAAGAAUACCAAGGCAAUAAGAAGGAAAUGAAAAUUAUACAAGAAUUUCAACGUACUUAUCAAGCAUCCAACGCCAUUUGGUGGUAUACACGCCAAUGUUUUACCUACAAAAUGCUUAAUGGCGCGUUAAGAACACUUAAUGGCGAUAUAAUGAUCCGAAUGGGAUUCUUUCUAUGUGAUGUACAUUGUCAAAUCGAAACCUUGUACAAGAAUCAGGUCAGUCAAUACCAUAACAAGAUUCUUACAGUCUUUCGAGGGCAAGGCCUAUCGAAAGCAGAUUUUGAAAAGCUCACAGAAAACAAAGGUGGGCUAAUUGCUUUUAACAACUUUUUAUCAACCAGUACAGAUCGUGAUGUUUCUCUCCUUUUCGCCGAAAGUAACCUAGCAGCAACCGAUACAGUGGGUAUUUUUUUUAAAAUCACGAGUGAUCUAACGGUCUCAUCGACUCCAUUCGCCUCCAUUCGGGAGGUAAGUUAUUUCAAGGAAGAAGAGGAAAUUCUCUUCUCCAUGCACACCGUCUUUCGCAUUGGUGAAGUGCGCAAACUUGACACCAACCGU
This is a messenger RNA of Rotaria sp. Silwood1, 1089 nucleotides long. Lineage: Eukaryota; Metazoa; Rotifera; Eurotatoria; Philodinida; Philodinidae. The record is from the annotation of a GenBank genome assembly.